Purpureocillium takamizusanense is the source of this 1500-nucleotide messenger RNA. RefSeq lists its product as uncharacterized. Gene Ontology annotation, molecular function: catalytic activity. The coding region runs from base 1 to 1500 and encodes 499 amino acids. The record is from RefSeq and is a predicted model, not a curated record. Lineage: Eukaryota; Fungi; Ascomycota; Sordariomycetes; Hypocreales; Ophiocordycipitaceae. The transcript has a single exon.
AUGUAUCUGUCAUCUUUCUUCUCUACGGCUCUUGCCGUCGUUGCCAUUGCAGGGUCAACUGUCUCUGCAGCACCUUUCCCCAGCCUCCCCGGCUCGAUAACAAUGGUACGGAUCAAGCCGAAUUUGCAAAUUAGAUAUGAGACCUCGGAAGCACAUGACGACAACUGGAUCGGAAUCUACUACCCCAGUUAUGGAGGUCCCGAGAAGGAGAAGUACGUCAACGAUGCCAUCGAGUGGAAGCCGGCCAAAGGGGAGAAUGGCGUUGUCGAAUUGGACAUCGAAAAACUUCAGCCGGGCAGAUAUACCGUCUACUUCCUGUCCCAGGGUGGAUACAAGUGGCAGUCAAUACCCAUCGACGUCGUCAUCACCGGCAGUGGCCCGCUCAAGUUCAUCAUCAACAACUUUACCACCCACAAUGCUCGCGUCGGUGACUACUUUGAUGCAGUCAUCGCCGGGCUGCUGGGCAACCCCGAGGAUCAGGACACCAACUUUGUCAAGAAGGAAGGGCCUGACUGGGUCCAGGUAACUACUGAUGGCAGUCUAUUUGGCACCCCCACGGCCGGCGGCCUGUCCCGAGUUGCCGUUGAGGCACAGGCCAAGAGUGGCGCCAGGGCCCUGUUGAUCGUCUACAUCCCGGUGCAUAAUGCCGGGGCGUCUCUGGUCGAGCAGCUCAGCGUCGUGACACUGAACCUUUGGUAUGGGGGCCGCGAGGUCAAGGACGCCCAUCGCAAGCAGAUCCAGUACAUUGCCAACAGCGGCGCCGACGUGGUUGGCCUGCAGGAGACCAUGGACACGCACGGCAUCCGUUUGGCCAACGCUCUGGGCUGGCACGUCUGGCAGGGCAAGAGCGCCGCCAUCAUCGCCCGCUACCCCAUUGCCCAGGUCUAUCAGGCAACUGGUGUCUCUGGAGCGGUGCGCCUCGAGCUCGAUGGCAACAAGCGAGAAGUCAUUGUCUGGAACGCCCACCUCGCCGACAAGCCCUACGGACCAUAUAGCUUGUGCUUCGACAGGCUCGCGCCCGUAGAGGUCCUGAGACACGAGGAGGAAUCUGGGCGGGAGGCGCAGAUGCGGGACAUCCUUUACAAGAUGAGGCCCCAUCUCGGCAACGCAAAGAAGGUGCCCGUCAUCUUGACCGGCGACUUCAACGCCCCGUCGCACCUCGACUAUACCGACGCCACGCGCUGGAGGCACUGCAACGCGGGCCGCAUGGAGUGGCCCACGUCUGUGCAGGCCGCCAAGGCCGGUCUCGCUGACUCGUUCCGCGAGAUUCACAGCGACCCUCUUCAAGUGCCUGGCAACACGUGGUCGCCCAUCUAUCGCAGCAACGACGGCCGCCACGAGCCUGAGGACCGGAUCGACUUCAUUCACCACAAGGGCCUUCUUCGUCCCAUCGUGGCGGAGGUGGACGUUUGGGGAACGCACCGCUUCGAACCCCAUCAUGCCGACAACGAAUGGCCAAGCGACCACGCCGCCGUCAGGACCAUCUUCUCAUUCCCUUGA